Leguminivora glycinivorella is the source of this 448-nucleotide messenger RNA. RefSeq lists its product as uncharacterized. The transcript is spliced from 2 exons. Gene Ontology annotation, molecular function: protein binding. The record is from RefSeq and is a predicted model, not a curated record. Bases 113 to 418 code for a protein of 101 amino acids. NCBI's taxonomy places the organism in Eukaryota, Metazoa, Arthropoda, Insecta, Lepidoptera, Tortricidae.
GGUACACCAAAUCAGUCACACACAUUGCCAUUAUACAAGUUUAAUAGUAUUAUAAUUGAAUGAAAUCAAUCCGCACUGUGCCACUGCUGAAGCUGCUCGGCCCGUGGCAGACAUGAACACUAUUUCUGCGCUGAGUAUUAUGGUUCUGUCAGGGUUAGUCGCAGCGAGCCCACGCGGCCCGUGCGGCUGCCAACCAGUCUUCGAAUAUUGCGCCAACGACUACACCACGUACCACAGCAUCUGCGAGUUCAAGUGCAAACAUCCCUCCGUCCAGUUCCAUGACUGGUACAUCCUGUACGAGGGGCCUUGUGUAUCGGAGCUGGACACUACUACGCAGCGGACAACUACCACGCGGUGGAGAACUAAAACCACAAUGUGGGAAAAAAUGAUAACUGCUGCUAAUUCGAUGAAUGGCUAAUAAAAUAAAAAUAUACACUAUUCAUACCUA